CGUGGGCAAAGCAUACUUCCACGCCAGCCACCCGGUGCUGUUUCCUCAUGUGUUCAUGCUUCCCGCUCGGUUUGCCUCUCCUGGACCACAAAGGGUUAAACUAGUUCCCUCCCUAGUUGGAGGGAAGGCCAGGGGGGCGGGAGGAGAAGCAAACUGUCUUAGACUAGGUACCUUGUAGCUGCAAGUUCGAAAUCUGUCAUCCUCGCUUUAGAGUUUGGCAUCUCCCAUUGUCACCAGUGAGUAAUGAUCAUAGGGAGAUAAGAUCGCUCAGCCGGGUUGGGCGGAAUCUCUGAGAAAAGACGUUUAACCACUUCAAUCGUUCACUUGCCGAAGCCCUCACUCCAGUGUCAGAGUUAAAGAAAGGAGCCACAAGACCGCGGCAGCUCGCUUGCUUCCGAUCCUCCAAGCCUGAUAAGACAUCUGGGACGAGGGUAGCAAUUGUCAACAAUGGGAAAGGGAGACCUUGGUGGCGAUCCUUAAAACAAUACCAUGCAGCAGGAGCCCAGCUACUACUGUACCAGCUUUUUCUCUUUUCACCUUCCUGACCCGGUGGGAUUUGGAUGAACUAAGUCGGAGAUUUCACCAGCAGGUAAAAAAAGAACUCCGGAGGCUCAGACCAAGAAUUGACUGAAUUGAGAUGCUCACAGGCUGAACAACACUGACCUGAACUACAACUGAAGACAGAAGCCUUGCCAGUCCAUUGUGGUUCCUUUGGUAGUGAGCACGCUGGCAUCACGUAUCACUUGUUAGGGGAAAAAAAAAAGACCUAUCUACUGCAUUUCCAUGCACAUGGAGGAAGGCAGUAAAGAAGGCAACUCGAGGAUGAUGAGACUGGGGCUUUCCUAGCUGAUUACCAGAAAACAAUAGCAGGAGGAUUGUUUUACUCUUCUCCUUCAGGACUUUACCGUUGCUUGAGUGUUGGACACUAACAGAACCUGUUCCCUGCCUUUUCAGUUUUGCCACCUGCCUUUAUUAUUUCCCAUCCCCCAGCCACUCUGUAUUUUGUUUCUUUACUUCAGAGAUGGGCCUAAAGACUACAAAGUGGCCUAGCCACGGGGCUUUGCUUCUGAAAUCUUGGGUUAUCAUUUCCCUGGGGCUGUACAUGCAGGUUUCUAAAAACAUGGCGUGCCCUAGUGUGUGCCGCUGUGACCGGAACUUUGUCUACUGUAAUGAGCGAAGCUUGACCUCAGUGCCUCUUGGGAUACCGGAGGGCGUAACCGUACUCUACCUCCACAAUAACCAAAUUAAUAAUGCCGGAUUUCCUGCAGAACUGCACAAUGUACGGUCGGUGCACACAGUUUACCUGUAUGGCAACCAACUGGAUGAAUUCCCCAUGAACCUGCCCAAGAAUGUCAGGGUUCUGCACCUGCAGGAAAACAACAUUCAGACCAUUUCUCGAGCAGCUCUUGCUCAGCUUUUGAAGUUGGAAGAGCUACACCUGGAUGACAACUCCAUCUCUACAGUAGGUGUGGAAGAUGGGGCAUUCCGAGAGGCUGUAAGUCUCAAGCUGUUGUUUCUGUCUAAGAACCAUCUGAGCAGUGUGCCUGUUGGGCUCCCUGUGGAUUUACAAGAACUGAGGGUAGAUGAAAAUCGAAUUGCUGUUAUAUCAGACAUGGCCUUUCAGAAUCUCACAAGUUUGGAGCGUCUAAUUGUGGAUGGCAAUCUCCUUACCAAUAAGGGUAUUGCUGAGGGGACUUUCAGCCAUCUCUCAAAGCUCAAGGAAUUUUCUAUCGUGCGGAAUUCACUGUCCCACCCUCCACCUGAUCUCCCAGGUACGCAUCUGGUCAAGCUUUACUUACAGGAUAACCAGAUAAACCAUAUCCCUUUGACGGCAUUUUCCAAUCUCCACAAGUUGGAACGGCUGGAUAUUUCCAACAAUCAGCUGCGGAUGCUGGCUCAAGGGGUCUUUGAUAAUCUUUCCAACCUGAAGCAGCUCACUGCACGGAAUAAUCCUUGGUUUUGUGACUGCGGUAUUAAGUGGGUCACAGAGUGGCUCAAAUUCAUUCCUUCAUCUCUUAAUGUACGUGGUUUUAUGUGCCAGGGACCAGAACAGGUCAGAGGCAUGGCUGUCAGGGAGCUGAAUAUGAAUCUGUUGUCAUGCCCUACCACUACACCUGGAUUAUCUCUCAUUACCCCACCCCCAAGUAUUGUUCCUCCAACCACACAGAUUCCCACUCAGUCUGCAGCCACCCCUAGUAGAAAUUAUACUCCUCUGACGCCCACUGUAUCUAAACUCCUCCCCACUGUGCCUGACUGGGAUGACAGAGAAAGGGUGACCCCUCCGAUUUCUGAACGGAUCCAACUCUCAGUCCAUGCUGUGAAUGACACUUCCAUUCAAGUCAGUUGGCUUUCUCUCUUUACUGUGAUGGCAUACAAACUCACCUGGGUGAAAAUGGGUCACAGCCUGGUAGGGGGCAUCGUUCAAGAACGGAUAGUCGGUGGUGAAAAGCAGCAUCUGAGUUUGAUCAAUUUAGAGCCCAAGUCUACCUAUCGGGUGUGCGUAGUGCCGCUGGAUGCUUUUAAUUACCGAGCUGGAGAAGACACCAUUUGUUCAGAGGCUACCACUCAUGCCUCCCAUCUAAACAAUGGUAGUAACACAGCUUCCAGUCACGAGCAGACAACUUCUCACAACAUGGGUUCCCCCUUUCUUCUGGCAGGUUUGAUUGGGGGUGCAGUGAUAUUUGUGCUGGUGGUUUUGCUCAGCGUCUUUUGCUGGCACAUGCACAAAAAGGGGCGCUACACCUCCCAGAAGUGGAAAUAUAAUCGGGGCCGGCGGAAAGACGACUACUGUGAGGCGGGCACCAAAAAGGACAACUCCAUCCUGGAGAUGACAGAAACCAGCUUUCAGAUUGUCUCCUUAAAUAACGAUCAGCUCCUUAAAGGAGAUUUCAGACUGCAGCCCAUUUACACCCCAAAUGGGGGCAUUAAUUACACAGACUGCCACAUUCCCAACAACAUGAGAUACUGCAACAGCAGCGUUCCAGACUUGGAGCACUGUCACACGUGAUAUCGAGGGGGGCAGGGAGACACCAAGCGGACAGUGAAAUUCUUGGAGAAUACAUACAUACAAACAUACACACACACACACACACACACACACACACACGUGUGAGCAUAGAGACACACAAAUUACAUUUGAUAAAUGUUACACAGAUGCAUUUGUGCAUUUGAAUACUCUGUAAUUUAUACGGUGUACUAUAUAAUGGGAUUUAAAAAAAAGUGCUAUCUUUUCUAUUUCAAGUUAAUUGCAAACAGUUUUGUAACUCUUUGCUUUUUAAAUCUUUAAAAAAAAAAGUUGCUGAAGUACUGUACAGGGUUGUACAAUGAGAACCCAAUGCCAUGGCAAAGGAAAGAGUGAUUUUUCUGUACAAUGUACAUUAACCAUUUUGCUGUCGAAGCUGUCAAAAGACAUUUUCUUUUUCAGAGCCACUGGUCAAGGUCCAAGUACAAAUUAGAGUGGAUUCAUUAGUACAGGAUAAUUUAAUUUCUAUUUUUAAAAAAAUCUAACCAAGCAAUUCCAUUGCUAUUUCUGCACUUCCCAGGUUUUUUCGGGUGGGAGUGUGUGAAAGUCGAAAUUACAAAAUUAGGGAUGGGCAAAUUGUACCAAAAUUCUGGUUUGACCCAGUGCAGGAAAUAACUGCUGAAUCACAAGGAGAGAACUUCAUUCUCAUGAGAUAAUUUGGCCCACUUGGCAAAGCCCAAGAGGAUUAAUUAAAAUUUCAAAAAGCUUGAAAACUUUGGAGUUGGCUGAGUAAAUGGUUUUUAAAAAAUCAUCAUAGUGUCCCAACCCUAUAUAAUUUGACAGAGUUAGAGACCAGAGUUACAUUUAAUUCAGACGUAUUGCCAAAAUGAUGAUUCAGAAAGAAAAUCAACUCCAUUUGAAAGUGUUUAUGUUCAAAUCAAGUAUAAGGCUAAACCAAAUUCAACUGAAAAGUUUUCCAAUACAUUGUUUUAAGAGAGAGACUAACACAAUAGCAUAAAAGAAAUACUGAAUUAAAUUAUUUUUGAUAUAGAAGAUUAUUUUGGGAAAUUCAAUAAGGCUGUGUGUCUACAUGACUGACCAAGCAACUGAGUGGAGGAAAAAAAACCAUUCAAGUUAGGUGUUUUUUUUUUCAUUGUCAUGUGGUUAAAAAAAAUCUUGAAAUGGUUAUUUUACUUAAUAUUUUACUUUUAAGCCAGUUGUGUUGGUCUCAUGUAGACAAAGCCCAAACUCAUGCCUUUCCUUCUCUCAAUUUCUUGUCUUCCAUUCAGACAUUUUUUGGGGGGAAGAACCCACAAAAUUAUGUUAAUUAUACUCCACUUGGUUCUCAUCUUUCCUUAGUUUUUCAGGAAAAGUUAUUUAUGACACUCUGGGAUGCACAAAGACUCACCCAAGUGCACCUAUAGCUUAUGAAACUCGUGUCCGUUAUCACAGCUAAUAGUAGAUCAUAGAUCCUAGAGUUAGAUUUAGGAGGGACCUUAGAGGUCACUAUUAAGGCCUACCAGUGCUGGCCCAAAACAUUAUAUAUAUUUAUAUAUUCUCCCCGCCCCCAAGCAAUUUCCAGGUUCAACAAAUACAUUGACUUUUUUUCCAUUUUGCAGUUUACAUUUAAUUGAUGGAAAAAAUGAGCAAACUGGAUGUUUUAUAAAGUUUUCUGCCUAGUCCUGUCAGAGCACGGGAGAGAGCAAAAGGGGAUUAGGAGAGGAGUUAUCUAAGUGUGAUAUGCUAUGUUUUUGAAGCUCUGUCCCUUAUUUACAGAUUCCAUGAGAUCCUUGGAAAGCCUAAAUCAUUUUCUCCUUUUUAUCCCCAAGGUGUAGAAGGGCUGUGGAUGGAGAUGGUAGGCAUUAUCUGAAAGUUUGCAUCCUUUUGAAGUUCUAGUUAAAAAAUUAAAUUUAGAAAUCUCCCUCUGUACUAUGUGUUUUCUAUUUCUCUUACUGUAACAGUUGUUUUUUUUUUUUUUAGGGAGCCAUGUGGCAAGUGUCACAGAGUUGUCUUUGUUUUUAUUUUGUUUUGUUUUUAGAGGAAAAAAAUAAGCUGUGAUGUGUCUUCUUUGUAUAACCUUAGGUAUAAAAUGCUAUGCAAGUUUUUUUUUCUUUAUAGUAAAAGCCUUAUUUCCUCAAUACUUUCCCUCUCCCCAGUACGUUUUAACUCCUUUGGCCCUUUGGGAUAAACAAACUAAAAAAAAUUGUAACUAGCUAUAUAUUGUUAUAGACAUCAGUGCACCAGUGUGCAUUCAGCCAAGGUGAAAUUUCAGGCUUUGUAUGAAUUCUGGAGUGACUGAGAUUUCCGUUGUAUUGUAGCAGCUCAGCACUUGGGUUGCUUACUUAAUACUAUCUCUACAAUAAGAGUGAAAGGCGUUAGGUUGAGCAAUGAAAGAGCCCAGUCUGGAAAAUUCAGCUAAAUACCCAGGGGGAUCUCACUUAAUUACCUAAUCACUUCAAGUCUCCAACAUAUUUAGACUUUAUAGAUAACAAUAUAUUUUCAGGAAGAAUGCUUUGGCUUCUAGUUAAAUAUAGAUUCACAAUACUACUUAUUUAUCCUCACGUGAUUUCAUUCCCAAAGGGCCUCUGGCCAACGAGAUUCAAAACUCAAGAUGGGUAAGUUUCCCAUUUUCUUAAAUCUUCCUGUGGCCUACACAGCAUGUGGGGUUAUUUGGCACUAGCAGAUACAACAGAGUUCUUGGCCUAGAGAAUGAGUUACAGUUCACUGAAUGGGUACCAUACCCAUUAUGCUAGAAAGAUGAGUUGUAAAAGUUUCAUUUACCAUUAACCUUGCUUAUUUUGAUUUUCUGUAUGACAUAGCAAAUGCUCUAUUGAAAACAGAAUUCUUUUUGAAUAUGGUAUUUGGGAAUUUCACCUCACACUAAAUGCAUAGAUUCUGUGAUGUAAUAGUGUUCUGUUCUAUAAUGGACCCAUGUUGCUGCUGCCUCACCAUAGGACUUGUGUUUGAAAUUAUGUUUCAAGUGAUGGCCAUAUUUGUGCAAACCUGUCUGCGUCCUAUCUUGGUCCCUCCUGUGGUCGAUAUACACUGGGAGAUAGGUGGCCAAAAUUAAGUGGGAAGCCAAAUCCAUAAAGCAGAAGGAUAUUCACUGGUUCACACAUAAAGCAAGACCUAUGGUCUUGACUUCCACGGUAUAAUGUUUUAGCCAACUGAGUUAAUUUGAUUUAUAGUGUAUACAUUUUAGAAGUAUGUGACUCUAUCCUGGCAAAGAAGAAAUGUUAAAAAGAACAGGAAUAAAUCAAUAUCUAAUGACAGUCAUUAUCCAUAUCCAUGAUUGCCAUUUAAUACUGAUGAUGUUUGGAAAAGAGAUUUGAUGAUGGAGAUGCUGCAACCUUCCCUCCCAGUGUCAACUACAUUUGUCUGUUGAAUUUGCAACUUCAUUGCAUGUGUUAGCAGGAAGAGACAUCUGGUGUUUCCCUGCCUUUACCUUCCCAGGGCUUCUGAACAAGAAUACUGCAAGUGAAAUUCAUUCUCCCUUGUGAGCAUUAUUAUAUUUUCUAAUUAUCUGAAUGUUUGUGGAAGAUAUAUUAGGAGUUUCCCCCAAGGUGAAAAAAAUACAAUAUGACUGGUCUGAGAAAAAAAUUUAAAAAAAAACUAAUGAAGGAGCUAAUAUUACAGCUCCAUUUUCUACUGGAGCAGAUCAUAAUCUUUUUAGUCAUUUCAUGGGCGUUAGAAAAUACCUCCCCACUGGGAGAAAACUUCUUCAUGUUGUGAGCAAAGCAUCCAUACAAAUCACAAGGCAAUAUUGUUGUAACCCAUGGGGAGAACAAAUAAUGAAUUUUAUCUACCAAUCUCAGCAGCGGGUUCAGCCACAGCUAUUGACAGCGAAGUGGUUAAUUUCCAUUUAAUCCUUUGUUCAUAGCAUUUCUUUAUUCUAAUUUAUAAUGAGGAGACAUUAAAGUUUUACUUUAGAACAUGAGAAUAAUAGUUUUACUCAUGACUUAUCUUCCAGCCAUACAAAAAAGCAAAACAGAAGUGAGUGCCCCAAAGAGAAAACAAAAAUAACUCGAGUGCUAAGCCUCAUGUGGCCUUGCCUGAUGCUUCUUUUCACACAAGGAAGCUGGAGUUUUCAUCCUUCCCCAGUGGUACGACAGGAGUCGCUUUGGUCCCUGUAGUUGCAAGGGGAAAUUGAUUGAAUAAAGUUUGGCAAAACAGUGAUACUGUACAUAUAAUGGAAUCAAAAGACUUGGUUGUUAUUAUUUCUCUAGUAGCACACCCACCAGACUAGCACAAAGCAGGGCUGUAGAGGUCAUAGAGUUUUCUGGUAUUUAAAAACCUCCCUGGGGCAUUGGAAAGUUAUUCCCUAGGAUGUAAAAUGUGUAUCAGUUUAGAGGCAAAAUGAGGCAUUAGGCCAAUGUGUGUCCCUGAUAUAAGCAGAGUGGCAUAAAGUAUACUUAUUAAAAGUUUAUCAUGAUGAUUUGUUAUUAAUUGAGCCACAUGUUGAUUUGGUUCUUGUUUACCUUGACAUGGAACUCCAAGGGGCUGGAAAACCUGCAUUAUACAUCUUCUGAGACCUACCAUGUUGCACAUGUUAACUUCAAGACUUCACUCUACGCUAUACAGUACCUUGUUGAUAUAUUAAGUAAAGACUUAUUUUAAAAAAAA
Phascolarctos cinereus (koala) is the source of this 7585-nucleotide messenger RNA. It is a transcript of the gene FLRT2, whose product is annotated as fibronectin leucine rich transmembrane protein 2. NCBI's taxonomy places the organism in Eukaryota, Metazoa, Chordata, Mammalia, Diprotodontia, Phascolarctidae. The record is from RefSeq and is a predicted model, not a curated record. Gene Ontology annotation, molecular function: protein binding.